AUAAAUAAACGAUUGCGGGUGCGCGUGGUGGAGCAUUCAGGUACUACAACAGUCAACAGACGAAAAGAAGCGGCUCAUUCAUAGUUGGCCUAGAACGUUUACGAGAGUAUAUACCAGGGUAGAUAUGUCAGCAACUAACAGAAACGAAAACGGUGUGGAGGAGAGGCCAACGAGGAAGGAUAUAGAGGAAACAGCUAGCUUUCUAAAGAAGCAGACUUCGGAUCGUCCAAAAUUAGCAAUCAUCUGUGGCUCAGGUUUGGGGGGUUUGGCUGACAUUGUUGAGGACAGAAUUAACAUUCCGUAUAAGGACGUGCCUGGAUUCCCAGUCAGCACAGUGGCUGGUCAUACAGGACAGUUGGUGUUUGGAAAACUCUCUGGCAAGUCUGUUGUGUUAAUGCAGGGUCGAGCGCAUGUUUACGAAGGAGUUCCUAUAUGGAAGGUGGCUAUUCCAAUCCGUGUCUUACAAGUGUUCGGUGUAAAGACGAUCUUUGUGACCAAUGCUGCUGGAGGGAUUAACCGUGAUUUCAGCGUGGGCGACAUCAUGGUGAUUUCCGAUCAUGUUAACAUUGCAGGGUUCGCGGGUGCGAACCCGCUCGUGGGAUUGAAUGAUGAUAGUUUUGGUCCACGCUUCCCAGCAAUGUCCGAUGCCUAUGACCCUGACCUAAUGCAGCUGGCCAAAAAAGUGGGUCAUGAAUUAGGCCUGGACUCCAUCCUCCGCCAGGGAGUUUAUUCCUUCCUGGUUGGGCCUUCCUUUGAGACCAUUGCAGAAUGUCGUCUGUUGAAGACCCUUGGGGUUGAUGCCACAGGAAUGAGUACAGUUCCAGAAGUUGUGACAGCUCGGCAUUGUGGGAUGCGUGUUUUUGGUCUGUCAUUAAUAACAAACAAAUGUGUCAUGGAGUACAACAUGAGAGAGAAAGCCAAUCAUGAAGAGGUCCUAGAGACUGGGAAGAAAAGAGCCAAAGAUCUCCAGAAUCUUGUCUCCAAAAUGGUGGCCAGUAUAGACGGAAUUUGAUGGAGUUAUAUUAUUAUGAUGGCUUUAGCACGUGAAUGGUUUUGUGGGAUGAGUUGUCCAGUCUACCCAUAAUAAGGGGACCAGUUCAAGUUAUGUGGAUAUAAUAUCUGUAUUUACUUUCUGUAGUGAUGAGAGCAGCUGUGUAUAAAAUAGAUUGGCUGCAAAAAGAACAAAAAAUGGUAACUGGAUAGAUGUAUUUGCUGAAAGAAAAAAAAGCCAAGGUCUCUGUUAUUAGUUUUGUUGUAAUUUUUUGUAUUCACUUUUUUUCUGGAUAUUAAUGUUUUGUUAUUGUGUGCUAUAUUUUAUGUAACAAAAUUAUUUACAGUCGAUAUUUGCAAAUGGUUCCAAAUUUCUUAAGAAUAACAGGUGUGGUGCAUUUUGAAUUCUUAAGUUAACUUUUGUCUUAAUAGCAUUUUACACUUAUCAUUAAUUGUCAUGUUCCUCAAAAUUUUUAAUUUGCUUGUUAGUGUUUUGACAAUUACAUCAGUGUCAAGCUAUGCAUUUGCUUUUAAACACAGGGAAGGGUACACUCUUGCUUUGUUUUGUUGACACUGGUUCGCAGCCCACAGGUUUGUAGCCCACAGGUUUGUUACUGUGAAUUGCAAAUGGGGACCAUAUGACUUUUUGCCAUUUUUUUUUUCUUCUUUUUUAUAUUUAUUCCUUGAUCUGUUGGAUACAUGUACAUUGUGAAUGUCUUUUAUAUUGUUAGUUAACAUGGAAGGUUUUUGGACAAAUAUUUUUAAAUGAAGCCACAAUGUUUUUAGCUGGUUGAAGUAUGUAUGUGUGUUCUGGUCUUAAUACUGAGAAUAAAUAUGCCUACAUUUUGUUUUCUCCACUAUUUUGGUAAUUUUCCUGUGGUAACCGGUGUUAAAGCCAAACCAUAUACAUAGUGAUAUUAACAGACAGGCUAAUCAGUCCCAGAAAUCCAAGUGACCAUAAUAUGUCUUAAUAACCUCAUCAUGUUUCAUCAUGAUAUGUCUGCUGACUUAAUUAUGUAUGAUUUUGUAGGCUGACUUACAUGCAGUAAGAGCCAUUUUUACAAUUUACAGCCAUCCUUUUUCUGUAGUUUGGGGCCCAGUUUCACAAAGGUGUCAUACAUGUUGUGUAUGUGUCAUACAUAAUUGCACAUAUAUGACAAUGGUACGGUAAUAGUGACAUACAAAACAUUGUACAACAAAUGUACUAUAAAAUAAUGUCAUACAUCGCUUCGUGAAACAUGGCGCAGAGUUUUAGGCUCUACUGGCUUUAGUAUUGGUAAUAUUAUGUAUCACAUGGGGAUAAAUAACAUAGCCAGUGUAAUGAAACCAUAAAUUUCUAAUUCAGAACAAAGGAUUUUGAGAUCCAUUGAAAGAUGUUUGUAGAAAUGAGAUUGUUAUUUAGAGACGGGCUCAGAAUCUCUAGAGAACUGAUUUUCUCCACGUUAUUUUAUGCCCACGUUAUAUUAGCCUGUUUGACACCCCGAUCAAAUGUCCCUUUUUUUUUUAGAUUUUUGUUUAGUUUAUACAUUUAUUGAGACGUUACCAAGUCUAGUGUAAGGGGCCAAAGUUAGUAUUUAUAUAGGAUUUGAACAUCAGGUGACAGCAUGUAUAUUUACAUUUACCGGUUGCAUAUUUUUCCAGUUUUGUGCCUUCUGGUGUGGUAUUAUUGUAUGAAAUUUGUUAAGUGUUGAAGAUAGAAUCAUAAACUCAGUUGUUGGACAGGAGUUUCAGUGUAGUGCCCGCAAAAGGCAUUAACCUUACAUAUUUGCCAUAUCUGAUAGAUGUCAUGGACAAUAACAUAUACAUGGAUGUUGACAGUGUACACACAGCUGUCUAGCUGAUCUGUGAGACCACCUGUUCCAAGACUGCCAGGUGCAUAUUACCCCACCUGCACAGCUUUAAAACUUGAUUGAUUUGUCUUUGUGUGAUGUGUUCAUCUAUGGUCAGUUGUUGUGAGGAAUGUGGGGAUAAUUAUGGAUGGUAUGGUGGGUAUGACUAAAAGGCUAUACCUACAUAGAACCUACCUAGAACCCACCUGCCUGAAUGCUGCUUAAUUAAGUCUAUCAUUGCCAUGAAACCUGAAGCAGGACAGCUGUGAAACACUUAAUCAGCAUUGAAUUGUUAGGGUGCUGUAGGGGAGACAUGCUGUUG
Messenger RNA from Liolophura sinensis, 3141 nucleotides. Its product is annotated as purine nucleoside phosphorylase-like. The record is from RefSeq and is a predicted model, not a curated record. Lineage: Eukaryota; Metazoa; Mollusca; Polyplacophora; Chitonida; Chitonidae. Bases 125 to 1012 code for a protein of 295 amino acids. Gene Ontology annotation, molecular function: purine-nucleoside phosphorylase activity. Gene Ontology annotation, cellular component: cytoplasm. Gene Ontology annotation, biological process: nucleoside metabolic process. The transcript has 6 exons.